Molecule: messenger RNA, 1169 nt
Organism: Siniperca chuatsi (mandarin fish)
Lineage: Eukaryota; Metazoa; Chordata; Actinopteri; Centrarchiformes; Sinipercidae
Gene: prrg2
Product: proline rich Gla (G-carboxyglutamic acid) 2
Exons: 6
Coding region: 228-851 (207 amino acids)
Cellular component (GO): extracellular region
Molecular function (GO): calcium ion binding
Source: RefSeq, a predicted model, not a curated record
UCUCUCUCUUUGUGGCCUGACGGUUUCAACCCAAAACUAACUCAGCAUAGAGCACGUUCUCCAUGUUUCUGAAAACCUAGAAGAAGAAGUGGCGUUUUCCUCUUCAAAGCUGUGACAGACCAAGGAAGGAGGCUCAGUGCCGAGACAGGAGGCUCGUCCUGUCCACCCUCAGCCUCAGGCCAGGCGCGCUGGGAUCAGUUCUCUUCCUUGUCGACUCUUUGGCUUCAAUGGCAGCGGUGUGGACUCUAGUGCCGGCCCUGGCCCUGCUGGUGCCGGCCCUGCUGCAGCUGGCCCACUGCUCCGUCACCUCCAGACACACUGCAGGAGAUCCAGUGUUGGUGGACGCGCAGUCAGCGACCUCCUUCCUGUCCCGCUCGCUGCUCUACAACAGCUGGGACUUUGAGCUGGUGGUGGCUGACAAUCUGGAGAGGGAGUGCGUGGAAGAGAAGUGCAGCUACGAGGAGGCCAGGGAGGUGUUCGAGGACGACACUCAGACGGAAUUAUUUUGGACCAAAUAUGUCAACAGUCAAGAGCAUGCACCCAGAGUGGAUGUGUCGGGGCUGGUGGCAGGGAUCCUGGCCGUCCUAGUGUCUGCUGUUAUUGCCACUGUGCUGGGAAUCUACUGCUACAAAGCCAAGAACAAGGCUGGACGGAGGUCAGCCCAAGCUCCGGUGAGGAUGGCAGCAGAUGGAGGUCCAGCCCCAGAGACGGUGCCCCUGGCUGGGAUCAUCGUCCCAGCUCUACCCAGCUACAAUGAGGCUCUCAACAGCAGUGGGCAGCACGAUGCCCCACCACCACCUUACUCAGGGGGUGCGCCAUCAGAGCCCGCUGAUCCAGGAGACGACGAAUGAGGGGGCUGGCAGAGCCUCUUCUGGAUGGGCACUGGUGGUUUGGGUGAACUUUUAAAUAUUGCAUCUUGUUUGAUAUCCUGUAUUUAUGAGUGAAGUUAGGACACUGCUGACAGUAUGAUCUGCGUGUUGGCUGGCCAGUAGUCCGUCCACUACAGAUGUGAUGCUUUAGGGGGGGGGGGGCAGCGGAGGGUGGGGAGUAUUUUUGUGGUUGCACUGUACCCUGUGUUGUGUUUGUAAGGUACUUCUGAGCAGUGCAACAGAAGACAAUCAAUUCAUAUUGGUUCAGACAUGUUUAUAUAAUAAAUGCCAUAAGAAUUA